AUGACGGCCCUCCUAGUUUGCCCAACAGAAAUCCUGAAUUUCAUCUUCAAGUGUCUGCCUGCAUCCUCUCUCCACGCCCUCUGCCGCAUCAGCAAGGGCUUACGCCAAGUGGCCGAGCCUCUACUAUACUCUGGGAUUGAGUUGAUAUGGGAUACACUUCGGCCUCCUACCAUCAUCGCGCUUUUAUGCACUCUUCAACUUCGGCCUCAGUUGGCCAGCCUUGUGAAAAAGCUUAGCCUGCAAUCGCCAUACAAGGUUAUCCCCCCUAGUAUUUCAACUGAGGGCGCUGAUUUGCACGGCUUCGUUGCAACAAUCCUGGGAAUCAAUGCGCCAUUCCUUGACCUAUGGAUACAAGAAUCAGAAAACCGCACCAUGGAUGCGUUUGUUAUGCUGCUGUUGUACUUCGUCCGGAAUAUAACCAAUCUGCGGCUGACUGGUGCCUUCGCCAGGGAGAACGGCCUCCUUGACAUGAUGCUGAGAGCUUCCCUUUUUGCGAAUACGGCCGAUGUUCUCCCACUCUCCCACCUUUCAUCUGUCCGGUCGAUUACAGCUGAGAUAGACAACACUGUCGUAUUGGAGUGGCCGACGUAUACACCCAAUCCUUCCAAUAUCACCACACUGGACCUUAAAGUCUUACGAGAGGGCCAUUUGGGUCGAAUUCUAGCUACAAGAAAGAAUUUGAAGACGCUCAAGUGGGAGUGGAGUUGGGAGCCAUACCAGACAGACGGAAUUAACAACCAUGUCAUCAAUCUCCACCAGAUUACCGCAGACUUGUCCUUCGUUCAGGGAACAUUGGAGAGCCUGCAGCUAUCUGCGACAGUCAAACUCGAGCAUCAGGACCCCAGACCCCGUAUCAAUGGAUCUCUAAAAUGCCUGGAGGACGUGAGGAAUCUACGCAAGCUCCAGGUACCUCAACUUGGCCUGGAAGACUUGAUGCCCAAGAAUAUACGUCACCUGACUAUCAAUGAAGAUAUGUCCCGGCUAAAGGAAAUGAUUACCUGGCAAGGCCGUGACCUCUUCAACCGACUUCAGCAAUGUUUCACUCUAUCAUUGCAUCGCUCCAAUGACCAGUUACUCGGUGAUCAGCUUGAGGACUUAUUAGACUAG
Trichoderma citrinoviride is the source of this 1107-nucleotide messenger RNA. RefSeq lists its product as hypothetical. Lineage: Eukaryota; Fungi; Ascomycota; Sordariomycetes; Hypocreales; Hypocreaceae. Bases 1 to 1107 code for a protein of 368 amino acids. The transcript has 8 exons. Gene Ontology annotation, molecular function: protein binding. The record is from RefSeq and is a predicted model, not a curated record.